AUGUCGUCCACCGAGGGCAAGACGAUCACUUGCAAGGCCGCCGUCGCCUGGGAGGCCGGCAAGGAGCUCAGCAUCGAGGACAUUGAGGUCCUUCCUCCCCGCGCCCACGAAGUCCGCAUUCAGAUUUACUACACUGGUGUCUGCCACACAGAUGCCUACACCCUCUCCGGCAAGGACCCCGAGGGUGCUUUCCCCAUUGUUCUCGGACACGAGGGUGCUGGCAUCGUCGAGUCCAUCGGUGAGGGCGUGACCAACGUCAAGGUUGGCGACCAUGUCGUCGCGCUCUACACGCCCGAGUGCAAGGAGUGCAAGUUCUGCAAGUCCGGCAAGACGAACCUCUGUGGCAAGAUUCGCGCCACCCAGGGCAAGGGCGUCAUGCCCGACGGCACCUCCCGCUUCCGCGCCCGCGGCAAGGAUCUCCUCCAUUUCAUGGGCACGUCGACCUUCUCCCAGUACACCGUCGUCGCCGACAUUUCAGUCGUCGCCGUCCAGCCCGACGCCCCUAUGGACAGGACCUGCCUGCUCGGCUGCGGCAUCACCACAGGCUACGGCGCCGCCCGCAUCACGGCCCAGGUUGCCGAGGGCGACAACAUUGCCAUCUUUGGCGCCGGCUGCGUCGGCCUGUCUGUCGUCCAGGGCGCCGUUGUCAACAAGGCAGCCCGCAUCAUCGUCGUCGACGUCAACCCCACCAAGGAGGCGUGGGCCAAGCAGUUCGGCGCCACCGACUUUGUCAACCCCAACGACCUCAAGGACGGCCAGACCAUCGUCGACAAGCUCGUCGAGAUGACCGACGGCGGCUGUGACUACACCUUCGACUGCACUGGCAACGUCACUGUCAUGCGCGCCGCCCUCGAGGCCUGCCACAAGGGCUGGGGUCAGAGCAUCGUCAUCGGCGUCGCCGCCGCCGGUCAGGAGAUCAGCACCCGCCCCUUCCAGCUCGUCACUGGCCGCGUCUGGAAGGGCUGCGCCUUUGGCGGCGUCAAGGGCCGUUCCCAGAUGGAGGGCCUCGUCUCUGACUACCUGAAGGGCGCCCUCAAGGUCGACGAGUUCAUCACUCACCGCAAGACCUUGCCGCAGAUGAACGCCGCUUUUGAGGUCAUGAAGUCGGGCGACUGCAUCCGCGCCGUUGUCGACAUGCGCGACCUGUCGGAGUAA
This is a messenger RNA of Verticillium nonalfalfae, 1155 nucleotides long. RefSeq names its product S-(hydroxymethyl)glutathione dehydrogenase (gene FLD1). The transcript has 3 exons. Gene Ontology annotation, biological process: formaldehyde catabolic process. Gene Ontology annotation, cellular component: cytosol. NCBI's taxonomy places the organism in Eukaryota, Fungi, Ascomycota, Sordariomycetes, Glomerellales, Plectosphaerellaceae. Bases 1 to 1155 code for a protein of 384 amino acids. Gene Ontology annotation, molecular function: S-(hydroxymethyl)glutathione dehydrogenase [NAD(P)+] activity; zinc ion binding. The record is from RefSeq and is a predicted model, not a curated record.